AUGCCCUUCACUCGCGCCCAGCUGCCACUUGGGAUGCCAUGCGGCGUAACGGUGUUGAGACUCACCCUUGCUCACCCUGGUCAGACGUGGGACGGUCGAGGAUUUGAGUGGGACGGCCAGGCGGAGAGAGGAGAUAAGGACACAGGAGGGGGAGGUGUUGGCGAGGAAAGCCACGGUCAAGGUUUGGCCGAGUUUGUUGAUGGACCAACCGCAGAAUAUCUAUUCCGGAUGAAAAAGCACCCUGUGGCUUUCCGUCAUGGCCGGCGUACUAACACUAUCUCAUCGAGGGACAGCACCAGUGGACUGACAUGGAUGUUUGAGAAGACAAAACGAGUUCUUCGACGAGUUAACCGGCCCAUUGUCUCCAUAUCGAUUAUAUUAUCUAUACGAGGUUAUCAGCUGGGCCUGCAGCCGUCGUGGAAGGGCCCAUCAUAUCCUGCGAUGAAAAAUGAAACGGCACACAUAUGCAUUCACGGCCUGACAGACCCCCUCAUCCUCUGCACCCCGCAUAAUAUUGCUUCUCUAUCUUACCUCGCUCGGCCUUCGCCACCACGCUUUGAAAAGGAGGUUCUCGAUCAUUUAACUAUCCGUGUCUCAGGCUAUGAGCAGGACCCUACUCGCGCAACUUUAUGA
This is a messenger RNA of Nannizzia gypsea CBS 118893, 633 nucleotides long. RefSeq lists its product as hypothetical. Bases 1 to 633 code for a protein of 210 amino acids. Lineage: Eukaryota; Fungi; Ascomycota; Eurotiomycetes; Onygenales; Arthrodermataceae. The transcript has 4 exons. The record is from RefSeq and is a predicted model, not a curated record.